This is a messenger RNA of Dreissena polymorpha, 3921 nucleotides long. Its product is annotated as sterol regulatory element-binding protein 1-like. The transcript has 17 exons. The record is from RefSeq and is a predicted model, not a curated record. Gene Ontology annotation, molecular function: RNA polymerase II cis-regulatory region sequence-specific DNA binding; protein dimerization activity; DNA-binding transcription factor activity, RNA polymerase II-specific. Gene Ontology annotation, biological process: regulation of transcription by RNA polymerase II. Gene Ontology annotation, cellular component: nucleus. Bases 30 to 3485 code for a protein of 1151 amino acids. Lineage: Eukaryota; Metazoa; Mollusca; Bivalvia; Myida; Dreissenidae.
AGAAUGAUGUAUUUUGAUUGGUUGACCUAAUGUGGUGUCAUUCUGUCAAAACAACAACGAUGGCCGAUCAGCUAGGUUGGACGUAUGGAGCUGACGGUUUUCCUGACUUGGGACCAGACUUUUUGACUUCAAAUUCCUAUGGCAACGGCAAUUUAGAAGAUAUUGAUGAUAUUGUCAAGUUCAUUUGUCCUGAUGGAAAUUCAGACUAUGCAUUCGAUACAGUUCAGGACCCAUUGAAUACAGACAUUUUGUUUCAAGAUCCACAUUUAAACCUGUCACAAUCCCAAGUUGUGAAGGAAGAACCAUCUGAUUUUGAGCUGGGUGAGCAGCUUUUGCUUUCUCAUCUACAGCCAACAAGUCAGCAGUGCAACAAUGAUGUGAACUUGAUGUUUAAUAAUGAUAAUCUCUUUGACACUUUGUCAGUGACUACUGUACCCCAAACACAAUGUGUUAAUACUCCAAUCAGCAGUGCUCAGAAGCUUCAACAAGUAGCAUUGGCAGCAAAUACCCAGAGUCAACCAACACAACAGAAUUCUUUGCAGUUGCUACAGUUGCUUCAACAGCACCAACAACAAAGACAACAACAGCAGCGGCAACAACAGAGGCAGCAACAGAAAGUAACUUUAACAAGUGAACACCUUAAAUUGUUGCUUUUACUAGAAAUUCAAAGACAAAACAAUGCUAAGAAUGCAUUGGCUCAACAGCCACAACAGCAAACUACAGUUGAUCCAAGGACUGUUAUGCAGCUUUCCCAGUUGCAAAGUCUUCUCAAGGGUAUGGACAGCACUGCUGUUGCACCGCAGCAGUUGUCUGUGCCUCAGAGCCUGGGACAAACAUCCAGUCCUAUCUGCAUACAGAGCCAGUCCUCUGUCACCACCCUCCAGCACAGCUCCUCACCCACAUUUAUCCAGACAACAUCCCCCAUAUCUAUCAAGCCAAGCCUGUCACCAUUGCAAGUGCAUUCAAGCUCACUUGAUCAAAAACCUGUACACACCCUACAGACCAUGAUGAAAAGUGGCAGCACAAUUGUUACAGCAAACAUCCCAAUUCAAGUGGUAGAGAAUGAGAAAAUCCCAAUCAACAGACUGAACCAAACCAAAGUGUCUGGGAAGCCAGUGAAAGGGGAGAAGAAAACAUCUCACAAUGCCAUAGAAAAAAGAUACAGACUAAGUAUCAAUGACAAAAUCACUGAGCUGAAAGACCUAGUUGCUGGGACAGAAGCCAAGCUCAACAAAUCUGCAAUUCUUCGCAAGGCCAUAGAUUACAUCAAUCAUUUGAAAAACCACAAUGAACGUCUCAAGAAGGAAAAUUUACAGCUGAAAAUGGCUGCUCGAAAACAAAACCUGCAAGAGCUGCUGCAGUUAUCACAGGACACGUCAAUGGACGACCUGGGUUACAUGACGCCACCAACUUCAGAUGUUAACAGUGAUACCGACAUUUCUUCACCAGGCAGUCCAGCUUAUGAUGAAAUGGACUCAUCCCAGAGCCCCAUUACAAGUUUUGGUACUGGUGGAAUGGCCGACAAGACCAGGUUUACAUUGUGUGUGUUUAUGCUGGGGGUUCUCGCAUUCAACCCAUUUGGUGCCAUUCUGAGUUCUGUGGGAGUCCACCAUGGGGCCACAUACGAGUCCGGUUUUGCAGGCAGACAACUUCAAGCCUCUGUUGACUUGAAUUCUGAGAGCUGGAGUGUGUUGAACACUGGUCUGCUGUCCACGGUGGCCAUGUGGUUGGUGAAUGGUCUGGUGGUGGCAUGGGUGCUGGCCCGCCUCUUCAUCUACGGGGAACCAGUCACCAGCAAGAACAGUGAGGCAGCGGUAGCGUACUGGAGACACAGUCACCAGGCAGAGCAGGACACAGCCAGGGGAGACUACAUAUCUGCAGCCAACCAAUGGAAGCUGGCUCUACUAGCCCUCAGACGCCCCUUGCCCACCUCGAAACUGGAUCUGGCAGCCAGCAUGCUCUGGCAGUUGGUGAGACAGGUCCUGCACAAACUGUAUGUGGGGCGCUGGCUGGCAGCGUCCGGCCUUCACAUCUGGAGGCAGCUGGAUGACGUAUCAGACAGGAAGAACUCUGCCAAACAAGCAGCACUGGCCUACUUUAGGCUUCAUCAGCUGCACUUAGCUGGUUUGAUCCCAGGCAGUGAUGUAUGGGGUGUCAACCUGGGCCUGUGUGCAGUGAACAUGGCCGAGGCAUCAGGAGAGGCCACGCCCCCUGCUGUCAAGGCAGAGGUCUACACUUCAAUUGCACUGAGACUGUCCGUCGGAAAGCUUAAGUGGUUCUCUCGCUACUUCUUGAGCCUUGCUCGAGCCACGAUGUCUCACAGCAGAGAGCAGAUCCCAGGCAGCCUCCAGUGGCUGUGUCAGCCUGAGGGACACCGCUUCUAUGUGGACCAGGACUGGACACUGGGCUCUAAAGACACCAUGUUCACAGGAAGCCCACCAGAAGCGGACCCAUUUUCCCAGGUGACUCAGCAGUUUUGUGAGCACCUUCUGGAGCGUUCCUUACACGCCCUUACAGGUGCUGGGUAUCACAGCUGUGAGAAUGGUGGCGGCCUGACAGAGGUGCUCCUGUACAGCCAGCUCAUGACUGAGGUGUCCCAGCAACACCACCGGGACACUGUCCUCACCGUGACAUCAGCCUUCAAGAACUCUGAAAGUGCUGAGGUGACCAAGUGGUGGGCAGCAGUUACAUCAGUGGCUGCAUACUGGCUGAUUGGCGACGAUGAGAAUGUAGAACGAUGUUACCAACUGAUUGAUGCUUUCCCACAAAAAUUAUAUCAUUCAGAGGACCCUCUACCACGGUGUGUGUUGGUAUGCUACCGUGCUAGGAGGAACCUUCAGUGUGCCCGGUCUCCCAGUCAGCUUGCAGGUGUGCUGCGCCAGUGUGACCGUGCUGGCAGGCUCCUCAGAGAGACACUGAAACUCUCCUACACCUCCCAGAACACCGCCAUUGUACAGUCCCUGGAGCUGCUGGUCUGUGACUGGCUACUGGCCACCAGGACAGAGGUAUGGGAGCGCAAGCAGGAGAGCGGUGACAGUUGUGCCCAAACCGAGCUCAUUGCCUUCCAGCAGGACUUGGCCAGCCUUCGCACCAUCGUACAGACGGACAGGGCCGCGCUGCCCAGGGUAUUCCUUCAUGAGGCAACUAGCCGUAUGAUGGCUGGUGCUAAUCCUGCUCGCACCCAACAACUCUUGGAUAGAAGUAUUAUUCGAAGGCGCAUAUCACAAGAGGACAAAGACGUGUCCAGUGACGACUGUGAGGGAGACUGCCCAGACAGGGAGCAGGCUGCGGCCCUCCUGCUGGCCGGAAGACACCUGCCCGAGCCCCUAAUGGCCUGCCCUGGGGACCGUGCCACACUCAUCUCAGAGGCCAGCCGCCUGUACGAGGCCCUCGGGGACCGCAAGUCUGUGCAGACCUGCAGGAAGAGCCUUGGACUGCUUGAGGCAGGCCCCACCGAUGUGCACAAACACGCAAUUGAGUGCUAGGGUGGACAUUAUGCUGAUAGUCUACUCGGUAUACACACCAAAGUGUUUAGGGGGAAAUCACUGAAGCCAUUAUACAGGCAGUGUACAUCCUUAGUGUGAGGGAGAAGACAGGCUUCUGUACAGACAGUCAAAUUGCAGUGCACGUCCUUUCAGAGUGCAGAGGAUAAUCAAAAGGCUUGACAGCUGCCAAAUAACCACAUUGCAGUCCCCACAAAAUGUACGAACAUAUGUUGCGUGCUUGGGCAAAAACACUAAAAUUUUAAGUGCAAGACAGAUUUUAAUGUAUUGUUAUUGCUUUAUUGUCAACUUGUGUGCAAAUUCCUUUAAAUUGUGAUUGUUUCUUUUUUAAUGGAUCAUGUCAUUUUUCACUGUUCAUGCAGGUUGUUAUCAACUGUACCAUCUCAAUAUUUAAAUAAAUGAUCUUUUUGUGAAAAAA